AUGGAAAUGUACAACAACAGCACGCUGUCCUACUCGGGCUUCACCAAGGAAAAUAAUACGAACUUUUCAGAGGUGACGCUGAUUUAUCAGAUUAUAACUUCAUUGUUUAUAGGAACUAUGAUCCUUUGUUCUAUCAUUGGAAAUGCCUGUGUGAUCGCUGCUAUUGCACUGGAGCGUUCUCUUCAAAAUGUAGCCAACUAUCUAAUAGGGUCACUUGCUGUCACAGAUCUGAUGGUCUCGGUGUUGGUGCUGCCCAUGGGCUUGUACCAAGUUCUGAACAAGUGGACCCUGGGACAGGUAACCUGUGACAUUUUUAUCUCUUUAGAUGUGUUGUGUUGUACAUCUUCUAUCCUGCACCUGUGCGCUAUUGCUCUGGAUAGAUACUGGGCUAUUACAGAUCCAAUAGACUAUGUCAACAAGAGGACUCCCAGACGAGCUGCUAUUCUAAUAAGUUUGACAUGGCUGGUCGGAUUUUUAAUUUCAAUCCCACCCAUGCUAGGCUGGAGAACACCCGAAGACCGAGCCGAUCCCGAUGCUUGUAAAAUUAGUCAAGAUCCGGGCUACACCAUUUAUUCCACCUUCGGUGCCUUUUACAUCCCACUGAUUUUGAUGUUAGUUCUGUAUGGAAGAAUAUUCAAAGCUGCCAGGUUCCGCAUUCGCAAGACCGUGAAGAAAUCGGAGAAGCAAAAAGUAGCAGACACUUGCUUGACGGUCUCUCCAGGCCAGCACAGAAGGAAAAGCAACGGCGAAAACAGUAAGAGCUGGAAGAGCAGCGUGGAGCCCAAACCUGCCUGUAUCAACGGGGCUAUCCGGCGUGGAGAAGAAGGGUCAGCUUUGGAAGUCAUCGAAGUGCACCACAACCCAAAAGGUCACCUUCAUCUGCCCAGCAACACCAACAGCCAAUUGACAUUUUGCUUUGAGGACAGGAAUGAAAAGAACACUGAAGCCAAGAGAAAAGUGGCCCUUGCCCGCGAGAGGAAAACGGUGAAAACUUUGGGUAUCAUUAUGGGCACCUUCAUCUUCUGCUGGUUGCCAUUUUUCAUCGUUGCCCUUGUACUGCCGUUCUGUGGGCAGCACUGUUACAUGCCAAUCUGGCUCCACGCUGUCAUCAACUGGCAAGGCUAUUCCAAUUCACUCUUAAAUCCCAUCAUUUAUGCUUAUUUCAAUAAGGAUUUCCAAAGUGCUUUCAAGAAAAUUGUAAAAUGCAAGUUCUGCAGGCAAUAA
Pristis pectinata (smalltooth sawfish) is the source of this 1224-nucleotide messenger RNA. RefSeq names its product 5-hydroxytryptamine (serotonin) receptor 1A a (gene htr1aa). Gene Ontology annotation, cellular component: plasma membrane. Gene Ontology annotation, molecular function: G protein-coupled serotonin receptor activity. The record is from RefSeq and is a predicted model, not a curated record. Lineage: Eukaryota; Metazoa; Chordata; Chondrichthyes; Rhinopristiformes; Pristidae. Gene Ontology annotation, biological process: adenylate cyclase-activating adrenergic receptor signaling pathway; regulation of hormone secretion; regulation of behavior.